UACAUUUCGAUUCCUCGGAAAUACUGAACAUUCUGUUGAUAUCUGUGGGUCAGAAAUUUACCUAUGUUUAUGUUAGAAUUACUAAAUAAUGACCACUUGAGGCAUAGGGCAGACCGUUUAAUUUUUUUCUCUUCUAAUCUACGUAGACCAAGAUCCUCGUUAAAGUUCAAAAUCGUAAUAUAUUUACAAACAGAGCAAGAAAUUUGAGACUUGCUUCGAAAGCGUCGAUGUUAUUCUAGUAAGGAAUAGUGUUUCUCAUGGCAAGGAGUUUCAUUAUAUAAAAGUCGAUUUUAUGCACAUCUGUAGAUUAUUAAUUUGGUUUAGUUAUUUUUUUUUAUAUUCUUAACAUUGCUCGUUUUUUGUGAAGUCACUUGAGGACAAUGGCUUAUAUUUUCUACAGAGAUACAACCAUCGUAGAUGAUACUAAAGUUAGAAAAUCCCUGCAUCUUUUACAACCGGCAGCUACUGACAAGGAAAAUUUAGUGGGUGCAGGACGUCAUCCUAAAUCCAUGACAUCAGCUAAGGAGGCUGCUAAGGAUGAAAUGUCUGACAAAACUGAAAAGUCCAGAAAUGAGAAACCCAAAAAUGCAAAAUCCAGAAAUGAAGUUUCAAAAUCGAAUAAAAAAGUAAAUUAUAAAGAUAAAGGAGUACAGACAGCACGAGGAGAGAAAAUUAAGAUUGAAGUUGAAGAUUUGACAUCUGAAGCUGGUCCUAGCGAGCACUAUUGGGAAGUACUAGCCGAAAGACGACGGAUAGCUCUCGAUGACGCUUUGGAAGAAAAUAGGGAAUUGGCAGAACGUGUGGCACAGUUGGAAGAAGAAAACCGCAUAUGUAAAGGGAUGUUGGAUGAAACUAGAGCUCUAGUUGAAGUUUUGCAGGAGAUGAUCGGCGAUGACAAUAAUGAUAUCAACAAUUCACUAGACGACAGUGUCCUAUAGUAGAUGAUUUUAUACUAAGCUCGUUGAGAGUUCCUUUGUAAUUAUUAUUUGUUGCGUGUUCCACCACUGAUGUAUGCCAACGAGGGUGGAAUUAGUGCGAUCGUUAGCUAUACUCGAAUCCUAGAUAUUCUGGAUCUCUUUUGACAAACCGCUUCAUCUAAUUUUUCCUACGAAAAAGGUAUUUCUACUUUUAAUAGGUUUUUAUGCUGGUCACAAAGUAUUCUCCGCGUUGUAAACUUAAUACCAUGGGAUUUAUAAAUUUUACGAGUUCACUAAAUAUGUUGGCAGGAGAAAAUGUAUAUCUGGCCGGGGUGAAGCAUGAAUGUAUCCCAAAUAGUUUCUUAUUCUUACAUAUACCUAUUUUUCAUUAAUGUACCUUUAGUGUAUCAUGUAACCGUAUCAUUUAACGAUUGCUUCCUCACCUUAUAAAGAAUUGUGAAUUACGUGUGUCAUUUUUGGACA
Orussus abietinus is the source of this 1400-nucleotide messenger RNA. It is a transcript of the gene geminin, whose product is annotated as geminin. Gene Ontology annotation, biological process: regulation of DNA replication. NCBI's taxonomy places the organism in Eukaryota, Metazoa, Arthropoda, Insecta, Hymenoptera, Orussidae. The transcript is spliced from 5 exons. The record is from RefSeq and is a predicted model, not a curated record. The coding region runs from base 381 to 938 and encodes 185 amino acids.